Molecule: messenger RNA, 1455 nt
Organism: Diversispora eburnea
Lineage: Eukaryota; Fungi; Glomeromycota; Glomeromycetes; Diversisporales; Diversisporaceae
Source: the annotation of a GenBank genome assembly
AUGUGCAAGAUUUACAAGCCACAUGAAAAAAUUGAUUUCAAGGUUAAAAAUAUCACUAUAAAUAAUUUAAGAAUUCCUAAUAAUGAGCGAACUGCUCGUCAGGCUGCCGAAAAUUAUGGCACUGAAAAUUAUGGAAAAUUACCUUUAAAUCAAUCACAAGAGAGAAAAGGUGUUGUGAGAACUCCCAUAUCGAGUAUUAAUGCUAAUCUGGCUGAUGAAAUUGUUACUAUUCGAGCUCGUGUGCAGACUUCUCGUGCGAAAAGUGCAAAACUUGCAUUCUUUGUAUUUAGACAACAAGAUAGAACUAUUCAAGGUGUGCUCACAGUUGAUCAAACAAACAUUAGCAAAAACUUCAUAAAAUUUGCUACAAAUGUUCCCACCGAAUCAAUUGUUCUGGUGGAAGGUGUUGUAUGUAAAACUAAAGAAGAAAUUAAGAGUACUACAGAUGAUGCACAAUUUAGUCGAAUAGCAUUAGAAACUCGAUUGAAUAAUCGUGUUAUUGAUCUUCGUACUAUUGCAAAUCAUGGAAUCUUUAGGAUUCAAUCUGGAAUUAGUCAAUUGUUUCGUGAAUUUCUAUUAUCGAAAUCAUUCAUUGAAAUACAUACACCGAAAAUAAUUGGAGCUGCCAGCGAAGGUGGUGCAAAUGUAUUUAGCGUUAAAUAUUUUAAAGGGGAAGCAUUUUUAGCACAAUCUCCACAAUUAUACAAACAAAUGUGUAUAUGUGCCGAUUUUGAACGGGUAUUUGAGAUUGCACCAGUAUUUCGAGCCGAAGAUUCAAAUACACAUCGACAUAUGACAGAAUUUGUGGGAUUAGAUUUGGAGAUGGCAUUUGAAGAACAUUAUCAUGAGGUUCUCGAUGUUCUUGAUGAAUUAUUUAGAUUCAUUUUUACUGGAUUAAAAUCACGAUAUGCUUCAGAAAUAGAAACGGUAAAACGACAAUAUCCUUCGGCGGAUUUUGAAUUUCAUUCCGAAAAAACUUUAAAAUUGGAAUAUAAAGAUGCUAUUAAAUUAUUAAGAGAGAAUGGCAAGGAAAUUGGAGAUUUUGAUGAUCUUAGUACCGAGAAUGAAAAAUUUCUUGGAAAAUUAAUUAAAGAAAAAUAUAAUACAGAUUUUUAUAUACUUGAUAAAUUUCCUUUAGCAGUUCGUCCUUUUUACACAAUGCCAGAUCCCAACGAUAAGCAAUAUUCCAAUUCGUAUGACUUUUUCAUGCGUGGACAAGAAAUUCUUUCAGGUGCACAACGUAUUCAUGACCCAGAAUUCUUAGAAGAACGUGCGAAAGUACACGAUGUCGAAAUACGUACUAUUCAACCUUACAUUGAUUCAUUUAAGAGAGGAGCACCACCUCAUGCCGGAGGGGGUAUUGGAUUAGAACGUGUUGUCAUGUUUUAUUUAAAUCUUGAUGAUAUACGUAGAAGUUCAUUAUUUCCUCGUGAUCCGAAGCGUCUUGAACCAUAA